AUGCGCUCCCUGAUCGCCGGCUCGAUGCGCUCUGCGCUCGCCAGCGAAUCGGUUGCGAUGAACCCCACCAAACCAUCGGCGGGGAAAAAGAGAGGCCGAAGGAAGAUCCCCGUAGCAGCUUCCGACGACGGCGGUGCGUCAUCCUCCAGCACCGAGGUGCCGGAAAAGACCAUGGCCGUCGAGGAGGUGGCUCCGGUGAUUUCGGGGCCUGCCGCGUCGAAAGACACGAUGCCCGCACCCCAGUGGGCACCAGUGAGGAGGAGGGGCGCAGUGUCACCGGCGACGUCGGUGGAGUCGAUGUCGACGUCGGCCGCGUCCCUGGCUAGCGGGGACGAGGCAUUCCGCGACCUCGACCAUGCCCUGGUCAAUCUGGCUAAGUUGCUGUCGACCGUGGCUGCCAAGGGCGCCGAGCCAGGCAGCAGCUACCGGAAGAGGCUCCGGGAGGGAGCCGCUAUGGUUAGGACGAAGCUGAUCCCUACCAUGUCCAAACUCGUAGCGCAGCUUGACUCCAGGGAGAGUCGCAUUCUGGGGGACUCCCCAGCCUUGCGAGAGGGGACUCCCUUGUCGCCGAUGCCUGCGCCGGCACGCUCUGAGCCACCCGUGAGGAAGAUGGACACCAGCGCGCCUUCGCGGGCUGGGAUGAGUGUGGCGGCGCUCAUGCCAGCGCCCACUUCUGUGGCCCCUGUUCCGCGCGUGCCUACUCCCGCGCUCCCUCGCCCCCCUCGGAGGGUUGAGUUAAGGCCUGCGCCGCCUUCCCGGAUAUCGGCCGCCCCUGCAUCCAUACAGGCAGGAAGGUUAAGGACUGAGGACAUCCGCUCGCCGCUGGCGAGAAUGGUAGACGAGUGGCCGGCGCUGCCACGGCCCAGGUCUUCGGAGCCGCCUCUUUCGCCCCCACGUGCUGCAGGGUCGCAGAGGCCUUAUAACAUGGCUGCUGAAAUGGGGGGAGUGGAUCACGCCCUCCCAAGCAGACAGGAAAUGAUGGCCUGUAUCUCGCGGGCGGUGGCGGUUGAGGUCGGCAAACACUUGGCUGGCCUUGAGGAGAUGCUCCGCUCGUCGAUUGGUUCCAGAGAUUGCGUCCCUGUACCAACAGCCGCGACCGCCCCGCGGGACCAGGCCACCCAGCCGACCUCCACUUCUACCCCAUCCGCGAGGGUGGCACGACGUGGAAGCCGGAAUCAGCAUAACAGAGGUGCGGGCGCCCAGAAUCCUGCCCCGCGAUUCCAACCUCAGCCCCGUGUCCUUCCUCCCCCCCCGUCAAGCAUGGACGAGGGCUGGACGGAAGUGGUGAAGCGGGGCACCAAAAGAUUGCGACAGACAGCAGCUCUGGCAGCUCCCCAAGGGGGUCGAGCGCCGACUGCUGUUACCCGAAACACAGCGCUGGCGGCCGUGGCUGCUCCCCGCGAGGGUCGAGCACCGGCCGCUAGCAAGACCAAUAACAAGAAGAAGAAGCCGCGCGCAGCGGGGUCGGCUGCCGUUGUAGUGACGUUGCUGCCGGCCGCCAUCGAAAAGGGCCUCACGUAUAAUGAGGUUAUGGCCCGGGCGCGCGCGGCCGUAAGCUUGGAAGAAAUCGGGGCAGAGGAGGGCCUCCGCUUCCGGCACACAGCCAAUGGGGCGAAGCUAUUGGAGUGUCCCGCUCUCGCCAAGCCCGCCCAGCUUAACGACUACCGACUAAACCCCAACGAGCUCCUCCACUCCGGCUGGGCAGGGACCCAGGUACCGCCAUGUGCGCGCCAUAGGCCCGCCUUCGCCGGCUCCAACCCCAAUGUUACGUUGGGCGGGAUCUGCCACCGGGGACUUCUUCCCCCUCUCAUCUCCACGACUUGUGAGGGGCGCACCGGAGCCACAGCGCACCACCACCCCACAGGACCUUAG
Molecule: messenger RNA, 1872 nt
Organism: Bombyx mori (domestic silkworm)
Lineage: Eukaryota; Metazoa; Arthropoda; Insecta; Lepidoptera; Bombycidae
Product: serine/arginine repetitive matrix protein 1-like
Exons: 2
Coding region: 1-1872 (623 amino acids)
Source: RefSeq, a predicted model, not a curated record